CCCGUUUGCACACCUCAGUGCCAGAGCUCCUCCUCUCACUGCACCAGUGGUGUGCUGCGUCCAUGGCUCCCGCCGACCUCAGCUCGCACGUCCCCGCGGCCGCGGACGCCGCACCCAAGUCCCUCGCCAAGCCAAAGCAAGAAGAGAUCAGCCCUGCGGCGGCCGACGUGGAGGCGGGUGGCGGCAGCCCGGGCGGCGACGGCGUCAACUACGCAGCGCGCGCGCAGUGGCUCCGCGCGGCCGUCCUGGGCGCCAACGACGGCCUCGUCAGCGUGGCCUCCCUCAUGAUCGGCGUCGGCGCCGUCAACGAGUCCAGGCGCGCGAUGCUCGUGUCGGGCGUCGCGGGGCUCGUGUCCGGCGCCUGCAGCAUGGCCAUCGGCGAGUACGUGUCCGUCUACGCGCAGUACGACAUCGAGGUGGCCCAGAUCAAGCGCACCCGCCGCGGCCAGGACGGCGACGGAGGCAGCGGCGACAGGAGCAACCUGCCGAGCCCGACGCUGGCGGCGGGGGCGUCGGCCCUGGCGUUCGCCGCGGGCGGCGCGCUGCCGCUUCUGAGCGGCGGGUUCGUGCGGGCGUGGGCGGGCAGGGUGGCGGCCGUGUGCACGGCGAGCAGCGUCGGGCUCGCCGGCUUCGGCGUGCUGGGCGCGUACCUGGGCGGCGCCAGCGCGGUGCGGUCCGGGGCCCGGGUGCUCGUGGGAGGGUGGCUCGCCAUGGCCACCACCUUCGGGGCGCUUAAGCUCUUCGGAGUGCACGCUGCUUAGGCGCGCGCAAAUUACGGGCAUAAGUAUAUAUUUUGACGCAGAAAUAACUGAGCCAAUGGAUUACUAGAACACAAGACUGGCAGAGUAGCGCUAGGUCUGUUGGUGCUUCGCUUUACGAAAACAUACUACUGUAUCAUGUAGUGCUGAUAUAUAUUGCUGCUAACGUGCAUGUGCCCGGUCGUACUACUAGACAGGAGAUCGUAUAUUUGAACACAGAUUAUGAAGUUUGCUGUUGCUGGCCUAUGAA
Triticum dicoccoides is the source of this 1008-nucleotide messenger RNA. Its product is annotated as vacuolar iron transporter homolog 2-like. The record is from RefSeq and is a predicted model, not a curated record. Gene Ontology annotation, biological process: intracellular manganese ion homeostasis. The transcript has a single exon. The coding region runs from base 63 to 761 and encodes 232 amino acids. Gene Ontology annotation, molecular function: manganese ion transmembrane transporter activity. NCBI's taxonomy places the organism in Eukaryota, Viridiplantae, Streptophyta, Magnoliopsida, Poales, Poaceae.